AUGUUUAGAAGAGACAGGAGGGGCAAGAGGGGUGGAGACAUUGCCCUCUACAUCAAGAAAAGAAUACAGUGUGAAGAGCUGUUCCUGAAGAAUACUCACGACCAGGUCAAAAGCCUAUGGGUAGGAAUCAGAGACAGGAGCAACAAAGGGAAUCUGGUUGUGGGUGUCUACUGUAGGCCGUCUGAUCAAGGAGAGCCUAUUGACCAAGCCUGCUUCCUCCAGCUCCAGAAGGCUUCACACUUGCAGUCUCUCGUCCUGCUGGGGGAUUUCAACCAGACUGACCUCUACUGGAAAAGUAGCACGGUGAGGGGCAGACAAUCCAGGAGAAUCCUAGAAUGCAUUGAGAAACACUUUCUCUGCCAGGUAAUUGACACCCCUACCCAAGCGGAUGCAAUACUGGACCUGACGCUCAGUGCAAGUGAGCUCAUCAGUGGCGUCAAGACUGGAGACAGCCUGGGCUGCAGUGUUCAUGCACUGGUGGAGUUCACACUCCUGAGGUAUAUGGGAAAGGGUAGAAAAGAGGACCCUGGGAACUACGGACCUGUCAGACUCACCUCUGUGCCUGCGAAGAUCAUGGAACAGGUCUUCCUAGAAACUAUGCUAAGGCACACGGAGACCAGGGAGGUGAUUCGAGAGAGCCAGCACAACUUCACCAAGGACAAGUCCUUCCUGACUAACCUAGUGGCUUUCUUUGAUGGAGUGACUCGAUCAGUGGACAAGUGGGAACCUUCACUCUCUCUGAGGCUUAGAAGUUUCUAUAAAGCCUCUUUCUGCAGCUGGAAUGAGCUGCAAGGAGUAAAAGUGCUGAGAAACAAGAGAGGGGACGUGUGUGACUCCAACCCAUGCAAAAAUGGUGGCAUCUGUCUGUCAGGGCUGAAUGAUAACUUCUACUCAUGCGAGUGUCCUGAAGGCUUCACAGACCCCAACUGCUCUAGUGUUGUGGAGGUUGCCUCAAUUGAAGAGGAACCAACUUCAGCAGGACCCUGCCUUCCUAAUCCAUGUCAUAAUGGUGGGAUAUGUGAAAUUAGUGAAGCAUACCGAGGCGACACAUUCAUAGGAUAUGUUUGUAAAUGUCCAGAGGGAUUUAAUGGGAUUCACUGCCAGCACAAUGUAAAUGAAUGUGAAGCUGAACCCUGCAAGAAUGGCGGAAUCUGUACAGAUCUCAUUGCCAACUACUCCUGUGAAUGUCCAGGCGAAUUUAUGGGAAGAAACUGCCAACAGAGAUGCUCUGGCCCACUAGGGAUAGAAGGAGGAAUUGUGUCAAACCAACAAAUUACUGCGUCAUCCACUCAUCGAGCUCUUUUUGGACUCCAGAAAUGGUAUCCGUACUAUGCACGACUUAAUAAGAAGGGUCUUGUGAACGCUUGGACUGCUGCAGAAAAUGACAGAUGGCCGUGGAUUCAGAUAAACCUGCAGAAGAAGAUGCGAGUCACUGGAGUUAUAACUCAAGGUGCCAAGAGGAUUGGCAGUCCAGAAUAUGUAAAAUCUUACAAAAUUGCAUACAGUAAUGAUGGGAAGUCAUGGACAAUGUACAAAGUAAAAGGCACAAAUGAAGAUAUGGUGUUUCGUGGCAACGUGGACAACAACACCCCAUAUGCGAACUCCUUCACCCCUCCGAUCAAGUCACAGUACAUACGGCUGUAUCCUCAGGUGUGCAGAAGACACUGCACGUUGAGGAUGGAACUUCUCGGCUGUGAACUGUCAGGUUGCUCUGAACCCCUGGGGAUGAAAUCAGGACAUAUACAGGACUACCAAAUUACUGCCUCCAGUGUUUUCCGUACACUCAACAUGGACAUGUUUGCUUGGGAGCCCAGGAAAGCCCGGCUGGACAAACAAGGCAAAGUUAAUGCCUGGACCUCUGGCCACAAUGAUCAGUCACAGUGGUUGCAGGUUGACCUGCUUGUCCCUACAAAAAUCACUGGCAUAAUUACCCAAGGAGCUAAAGAUUUUGGUCAUGUCCAGUUUGUGGGGUCCUACAAGCUUGCUUACAGUAAUGAUGGGGAGCACUGGAUCAUAUACCAAGACGAAAAACAAAAGAAAGAUAAGGUGUUCCAGGGAAAUUUUGACAACGACACACACCGUAAGAACGUCAUCGACCCUCCAAUCUAUGCCCGGCACCUCCGCAUCCUCCCGUGGUCAUGGUAUGGCAGAAUCACCCUGCGGUCGGAGCUGCUGGGCUGCACAGCAGAAGACUGAGGAGGAUCUCUGUCAGGCAUCGCAGCUCUCGGUGUAACUAGAAGUCCCUCCAUAGAAGAAACUGUGCAAAGCCUGUAGGAUACUGAGUGGGUUUUUCAUGAACAAGUGCUCAUUUUAUGGUAGGCCGCUAACUGUCUUUCACAAGGAGGUCUAAGCCUGCCCUUUAAAUGAUCCAAUCCGAUUUUGUCCUUGAAAUCUGUUAGUGUCAUCCCUUCUGCUGUGGAAUUAUCUUUCUAUUUUUCCUUUGAGUUGUUCACACUAGUUGAAAUGUGUUAGGGAGAAACAGCAGCAUCCUUUUUACAAGGGAAGAGAAAUAGCAUGACAAAGCUCAUUUGCAGCUUUAGAAACAUUGGGCUGACGAGUUCUCCAUAAAUCAUACUGUCAUCUUACUUGCAAAAAGUGAUACUGCAGCUUUUAGCAAUAAGUUUACUUGGGGAUGACUGCAUUAUAGUAAUUGUGCCUAUCAAACACUGUCAGUAUU
Molecule: messenger RNA, 2677 nt
Organism: Opisthocomus hoazin
Lineage: Eukaryota; Metazoa; Chordata; Aves; Opisthocomiformes; Opisthocomidae
Source: RefSeq, a predicted model, not a curated record